CGGUACGUUAGAAAAAUCAACAUCAUUGGAAUCUACAAUUCCCACACAUAUAACUCCCAUUCCAACUUCCGAGUCAUCAGAACCGCAUCCGGAAAUGACUAAACGUAUUAUUUCCGUUUAUUUCACAAGUUGGAGUAUUUAUGCCCGUGAGUUCAAUAUAAAAGACCUCGACGCGACGAAAAUUUCUCACAUUAAUUAUGCAUUUGCAAAUUUGGAUGCUGAUGGAAAUGUUAAACUUGGUGAUCCCUGGGCAGAUACUGAUAAGCAUUUUGACGGUGAUUCUUGGAACGAAGGAGGUAACAAUUUGUACGGCAAUUGGAAACAAUUAGGUCUAUUAAAAAAGAAUAAUAGGCAUAUUAAAGUACUUAUAUCAAUUGGCGGGUGGACUUGGUCGACUAAUUUUCCUGCGGUUGCCGCAGAUCCUUCUAAGAGAAAAAUAAUGGUCACUUCCGCAAUAAAGAUGAUGUAUAAUCUUGGUGCUGAUGGCAUCGACAUUGAUUGGGAGUACCCUUCUACUGAAUCCGAUUCGAAUAAUUAUGUAAAAUUAUGUAAAGAGCUUCGGCAUGAAUUGGACAAAUAUGCUGAAAAAAUUGGUGAGCAAGUUCCGUUUCUUCUAACUGCCGCAGUACCAUGUGGACCAGACAAAUUCAAAAAGAUGUUUUUGAAAGAUAUGAGUAAAUAUCUGGAUUUCUUUAAUCUAAUGUCAUAUGAUAUGGCAGGCUCUUGGUCAUCCGUUGCUGACCAUCAAGCAAAUUUAUAUGGUGGCGAUUUAUCGGUUGAUAAAGCUGUUACCGGUUAUAUCUCACAGGGAGUUUCGGCUCAAAAAAUUGUAGUAGGUAUUCCAAUGUAUGGUCGUUCGUUCACUAAAACAAAAGGCAUUGGUCACUCUUUUGAUGGGAUUGGUGAAGGAACAUGGGAAAAGGGCGUUUUGGAUUACAAAAAACUACCACCCCAAAAUGCCCAAGAGUUUUUUGAUGAUAAAGUAGUAGCAAGUUAUAGUUACGACUCAAUUACAAAAGAAUUGGUAUCUUAUGAUACACCUGAUGUUGUUAGGCUCAAAACCAAAUAUGUCGUAGAUAACAAUCUACGUGGAGUUAUGAAUUGGGAAAUUUCUGCAGAUUUUCCUACAUCUCAUACCCGUUCACUGCUCUCCAUUGAAUUUGACUCACUCGAUGGAACCAACUGUUUAGAUUCUACUCCAAACCAUAUUUAUUAUCCGGACAGUGAAUAUGAUAAUGUCAAAAAUUAUUUCGAUUAA
Racocetra persica is the source of this 1258-nucleotide messenger RNA. The record is from the annotation of a GenBank genome assembly. Lineage: Eukaryota; Fungi; Glomeromycota; Glomeromycetes; Diversisporales; Gigasporaceae.